AUGUCGUCGGGCUACGAGCUCGAGAGGAUCAAGCAGACGCUAGAACGAAUUGCGCUGGUUCAUCCUCAAGUGCGAUUCUCCCUGUACGACACAACAAAGGGCUCCACGAUACUGCAUACUCGGCAGCUUCGUACUCUGCGGGCCAGCUUCGAGCAGCUCUUCGGAUCGGUCGAUGGGCUAUGCGAGGUGGAGCACUGCGCUGGGCCUUACACCUUCCGUGAUGUGAACAAGCGCAGCGUCAAAGCCAAAGAGUUGCGCAAGUUCAUCAACGAGAGCUACCUCAGUCUUUCGCUACGGACAGUCAGCGCCCUCACUACAAUCGAAGACCAUCUCGAUGCUGCCAACGGCUCUGCAGUCACGAGCAUACAGGACGCUGAUGCGAAGACGAUAUUCAACAAGUACGCUGUGUUCUUGUUGGACAUAUCCUGCCCGCCCUCAGCGUAUGACGUCACGCUAGACCCCACCAAAACGCUAGUCGAGUUCAAGGGAACAGCGUCCAUGCUGUGCGAGGCCUGGGCUGGAGAAAGCCUUGCUCGUGCGCCUCAACCGGACAACCAAGAGAGCGAGCACUUCUACGGCACACGCGAGGCCGCACUCAUCGAGGAAACUACCGCCGACCCCGAAGUGACCACGCGCAAAGUGGAUCACCAGAGUGCCAGCACUCGCAUCGCUCUUCAUCUGAGCUCGCACGCCCUCCAGAGGAAGCCGUUUCUAGGCAAAGCCGAAGCUUCCAUCCUAAGCACGGACUGCACUCACGACCGAGGCACGCAGCUGGCCGUGAGCAAGGAUGUGCUGAAGAAGAUGCGUGUGAUCAAUCAAGUCGACACCAAGUUUAUUCUGGCCAAGGAGGGCGAUAUGCUUUAUAUCCUGGACCAGCACGCGGUCGACGAGAGGAUCGGUCUUGAGAAGCUCGAAUGGUACAGUGGUAGCCGAACCCAAGUGCUUGUGCGCGCCGUGCCUGCCGUCGACGGCGUGCCGCUCACGAAUGUGGACAACCUGAGGGAAUUCGUGACCCAGCUGGAGGCGACCAACGGCUCCGCUGCGACCAAGCCCCGAUCCAUCGUUCGUCUGCUGCAAAGCAAGGCCUGCCGCGGAGCGCUCAUGUUUGGCGAUCGCUUGUCGCGUGAAGACUGCCAAGCCCUCAUCGACCGCGUCUCUGCCUGCGCUCUUCCCUUCCAGUGUGCGCACGGUAAAAUAGCCGCCCAAGCCCAUUAA
This is a messenger RNA of Acanthamoeba castellanii str. Neff, 1215 nucleotides long. Its product is annotated as MutL dimerization domain containing protein. NCBI's taxonomy places the organism in Eukaryota, Discosea, Longamoebia, Acanthamoebidae. The record is from RefSeq and is a predicted model, not a curated record. The transcript is spliced from 10 exons. Gene Ontology annotation, molecular function: ATP-dependent DNA damage sensor activity; ATP hydrolysis activity; ATP binding. Gene Ontology annotation, biological process: mismatch repair. Bases 1 to 1215 code for a protein of 404 amino acids. Gene Ontology annotation, cellular component: mismatch repair complex.